Fraxinus pennsylvanica is the source of this 909-nucleotide messenger RNA. The record is from the annotation of a GenBank genome assembly. Lineage: Eukaryota; Viridiplantae; Streptophyta; Magnoliopsida; Lamiales; Oleaceae.
AUGCAGAACGAGAUUAAUUCUACGUAUGAUAGUCUCACCACCAGCUCCGCUACCUCCUCCGCCGACAAAUCCACCAACGCCGACUCCGGUGCAAAUUAUCCAUUCCUCUCCCAUGCAUCUUUGAACUAUCUGAACUCCAUUAAUACUUCCUUCUACUCCACACUCUUCCCUCAAAGCUACUCACCGCACUCUCCCUCCGAUACUACGUCGUUUGAUGACGGUGACUCCGCCGCCACGGAGCGGCGCCUCCGGGAUGCGAGUUGCAUUUUGGAAUACCAGCAGCUCUACAACAGCUACACCGUCUGCCUCGCCAAGCUCCAGGAAUUCAUGGAUGAAGGCGACUCUCUCCGCCGCGAGAACGACGCAAUCCGCCUCUCCAAUGCUGAGAUCGCCCAUCGCCUCAGUCUCCUAAUCUCCGAACUGAAUCCCUCCACCACUAUCGCAGCUCCUCAAUCUCACUAUCAACAAAACCGGCUCGAAAGGAGGAAUUCGGAACGAGUUUCACUUCCGAAAAGCAUCUCAGUGCGUUCGAGUGGUUAUCUCAAAAUGAAUAUCCCGAGUCACAACUCGACUCGCCACGAACUCGUAGGCCAAUGCGGUUCUGCAUCGCAAAGGGGGCGUGUAGGAGGGGACAAAGGGGAAAAAGAAGCAUUGGAAUUUGAUGUGCACAAUCAGGGAACGAUUAAAACGGAACUGUGCAGCAAAUGGCAAGAAACUGGUACGUGUUCUUACGGGGAGAACUGCCAAUUCGCGCAUGGAAUCAAUGAGCUGCGGCCGGUGAUGAGGCACCAGCGCUACAAGACUGAGGUCUGCCGCAUAGUACUCGCCGGAAACAUUUGCCCGUACGGUCACCGGUGCCAUUUCCGCCACUCUCUUACUGAACAGGAGCGGCGACACCAGCACUCUUGA